Heterotrigona itama is the source of this 925-nucleotide messenger RNA. The record is from the annotation of a GenBank genome assembly. Lineage: Eukaryota; Metazoa; Arthropoda; Insecta; Hymenoptera; Apidae.
AAGCGUAGGAUACCGGUGAACGAGGAAGAUCCGUGUCUAGCAGAGGAAACACUCCCCGUCCAUCACAUCCCGCUAGAGAUUAUCCUGCCACAGUUUACUCGCCUCACCGAGAUUCGCAUUAAUUUCGGGCUCGUUUAUACGAACGACGGUUUCGAGUGGCGAGACUUUGAGAUUUCCAUAGAGGAUUGCGUGGGUCUUGGCCGUGGGAUUAAAGCUUGCCCGCGAUUGAAGAAAUUUACUUUGACCAGGAGUAAUCUGGAUCGACCACGUGUGGCGGCUCUUCUUCAAGGGAUGCUGGAGAAUGACAGUAUCGAGGAGAUGGACUUUUCUCACUGCAAGCUGGCAGACAAAGGAGCCCAGGCAGUUGGCGAGUUUCUCUGCCAGAAGAAGAAGAAGAAUAUAAAAACGCUGCAUUUGGCCAACAACGAGAUAGGAGCGGAAGGCGUGGCUGGUAUAGUUUACGCGCUGUUAAAGACCGAGGACGCGACACUGCAGCAUCUGAAUUUGAAGUUGAACCCUCUGUUGGACGACGGAGCGUUUCACAUGUGUGCCUUUGCACUCGCGUUUGUCACUGUUUCAGAUCUGUUGAGGAGCAAAAGUUUGCAGGUUCUGGACGUGAGUGCCUGCGGAAUACAGACUGCUGGAGGUGCUGCACUUGCCCAAGUAUUCACUUCCAUAAAUUGGCGAGUUGUUCGAAACAGCGUUGAGAAACGCUCCGUUUAUAGUGGGAUUCGAGGCUCGAAUGUGCAACUUCUCCAGGCAAUCGGAAUACUCUAUCCACGAGAGCGUAUUCAGGUAAGAGGAAUGAAGAAUCUCGCGAAUUUCGCGAAUCUCGACCAACGACAUUUCUCACUGCACUCCUCUAUUUUUCUCCAUUUCCCAGGAACAAACAGAGAAAAAGGAAGGAAGAAACGAAGCGGAUGCU